AUGGCAUUUGGACUCUGCACCCUCAAUGGAGUGACUGCAUUUGUGUUGUGUUCAAUUUUGAAAUUACUCAGCAUGCAGGAGACAAUACAGCGCUAUCAGAGGCAUACAAAAGAUGUUCAAACUGACAACUCAUUAGUGGAAGAAAACAUGCAGCAUUUGAAGCAUGAGGCAGCAGACAUGGCAAAGCAGAUAGAACUUCUUGAAGUUGCAAAAAGGAAACUCUUGGGAGAGGAUCUGGGGUCAUGCACCAUGGAAGAACUGCAGCAAAUUGAACAACAGUUGGAGCGGAGUGUAAGCAGAGUCCGGGCUAAAAAGAUGGAGGCUUUCAUGGAACAGAUUGAUCAACUUAAGGAAAAGGAGAAAGUCCUAACAGCUGAAAAUGCAAAGCUCUGUGAGAAGGUGAUUCUCUCUUUCCCCCUUUUUGGGCUUUAUUUCUAUUGUUACCUUUAUUAUUAUUUUUUAAAAUAUUUCUUGAGGUUUUUUUUUUUUAAUGCUAAAUAUGAUCUUUAUUAUUUUGUGAUUACCCAAAUUUUGAUUGUUUGUUGUUUGUACUUUACAUGCAACGCGAUGUUAUUUAAUUAUACGAUAUGUUUAUUUUUAUAUCGUAAUAUAUCUUCUAGGAUUAUUAUGUGAAUUGGUUUGCUUUAUAAUUUGGGGUUUUACUAUAUUCCAAGGUUGUGAUCAUAUGGUAUGGCAAAACCACUAA
Molecule: messenger RNA, 706 nt
Organism: Camellia sinensis
Lineage: Eukaryota; Viridiplantae; Streptophyta; Magnoliopsida; Ericales; Theaceae
Source: RefSeq, a predicted model, not a curated record